Drosophila grimshawi is the source of this 1999-nucleotide messenger RNA. RefSeq names its product protein eyes shut (gene NimA). NCBI's taxonomy places the organism in Eukaryota, Metazoa, Arthropoda, Insecta, Diptera, Drosophilidae. Gene Ontology annotation, molecular function: scavenger receptor activity; protein binding. The record is from RefSeq and is a predicted model, not a curated record. The coding region runs from base 7 to 1851 and encodes 614 amino acids. Gene Ontology annotation, cellular component: membrane. The transcript has 5 exons.
CUAAAAAUGAAACUGGCAAUUAAGUGUGUGUUGCAGCGGCAACUGUUGCUAAUGUUGCUACAACUGAGCUGCAUAUGCAGCCAGAACAGUAGCCUGCGUGUGAAUACAUACCUCAAGGACGUGAAUGCAACAGCAAUGGCUCUGCCCUCGACACAGGGCUUUGGCAAUAUCUGUACACGCGAGGAGCCCUAUGUGGAGGUGGUGCAGGUGCCCGAGGUGCAGCCGGUCCGAGUGCGCACGUCCAGCUGGUGCCUGGAGAUACCACCGCGCUGCUCCUCAUUCCAGACGGAAAUGCGCGAGGUGAUGCGGGUGCAGCGACUGAAUAAAACGCGCACAGUUCGCUUUUGCUGUCAAGGCUAUGAGGGCAAUCUCUCCGACAGCCAUGCCAGCUGCAAGCCCAUUUGCCGCGGCGGCUGUGGGCGUGGCAACUGUCUAAUGCCAGAUAUAUGCGGCUGCGAGGAGGGUUACACUGGCAAACACUGCACACAGCGCUGUGAUCAUGAUCGCUGGGGAUUGGACUGCAAAAAUCCGUGCAAGUGUCGCAAUGAUGCCGUUUGCGACAAUAAGACGGGUGUCUGUCACUGCAUCGCUGGAUGGUCGGGUCAAUUCUGCGAGCAGCCCUGUCCGAGGGGCACACAUGGCGUUAUGUGUCGCAAGGCCUGCGAAUGUCCUGAGAAACGCUGUCAUCCGCAGUCGGGUGAGUGUGUUGGUCCGGAUCAGACUGGCGCCGUUAAUGUCAGCCAUGUCGUGCUGGAGACCAUCAAUUCGACAAUGGCAAAUCUAACGCACAAUAUCAAUAAUAUUGCCAAGCGCAUUGGCAGCAUGUCCGAGGAAAGUCAUGUGCAGGUGACGCCCAGUCCACUGCCCGAGGUCAUACUGAUUAAGGAGUCCUCGCAUACGCCGAAGAUCAUUUUGCACGAGUCAAGCAAUGCCUUGUUGGAGAAUCUACAAUCGGCCGCAGUUGCAGGCGUGCCAGCUCCAGAGGUUAUCCACGUCAUCACGAAUGCCGGUGGCAGUGUGCAGCAGGAGCAUUCACCACAGCUAAAUCUGGCGGGAUUCGCUGCUGGCGAGAGCAAUCCCAGUCACAGCUCCCACGAACACGAUACCAGCUUGCUGAGCACACUGAUCAUUAUGCUGCUAAUACUCAUGAUUGCCAUAACGCUGGGCUUCCUCUAUGUCUAUAGGCGCUUUCAUGUCCACAAGGAGGCCGUAAUCUUUAACGCCAAUGGCACGAUCGGCACUCACGGACAUUCCAAUCCUGAAGUUGUGAUCAGUGAGUCUGGUGUGAUGGGUAAAAUCUUCCACAGUCCGCUGCCAAAGCCACCAACUAUAUUGCCGUCAAAUCAGUCCCAAACGAACGAGGGGUCUUUGCCGGAACUGUAUGAUACGCCAAGUAACAACUCUUCGAUUACAACGCCGCCCUACGCCUAUGCCAGAAAGGAAUCACUGUAUUCUGUCAUUACGCCCAAAUCACGCAAGGGCAGCCUUGAUUCGCAUCUGUAUGACGAGAUACGCUAUCAUCAGCAACAACAGCUGCAGCACAACCACCCUCAACACCACCACCACCAUCAUCAUCAUCAGCAGCAGCAGCAGCAACAGGACCGUCAACCACAGCAACCGCAAACCUCGCAGCUCCGAUAUCCGCAUUCAACCACAGCAACUGCUUUUCUUCCGGCACCGCCAACCAUCCAGCCGCAACAGAAUAAUAGUCAUUCAACCCACCAUCACCAUCAGCAACACCACCACACUUCUGGUGGCUCACAUAUUUCGCACUUGAUUAUACCGCCGCAGAACUCAAACUUCUUGCAGGUGCCCAAUCAGAUUACAACGCGCAGGAUAGCUCAUUUGUGAAUUUCACAACGACAAAUCUUCCUCAAAAAUGAAUUAUAUCAAAAUUCAAAUCAUUUCAGAUCUUAUCCGAAAAUCUUCGAAUUUUAAAAACUCAUCAAAAUAUUGAGCACCAAAAAUAUGAUUGCCAUAUAAUCUGUAUCUUUGCAUA